Molecule: messenger RNA, 321 nt
Organism: Heterostelium album PN500
Lineage: Eukaryota; Evosea; Eumycetozoa; Acytosteliales; Acytosteliaceae
Exons: 2
Coding region: 1-321 (106 amino acids)
Source: RefSeq, a predicted model, not a curated record
AUGGAUUCCUCAGCAGCACCAACACGAUCACCUGUACAAACCUGGACAACUACCGCCAAUCAAGAUCAACCAACUCCGAUUCAGCCAAACCUAAUCGUUCCAGCGGAUAUUGAAAUCAAUCCAAAGUUAUGGUAUAGAAUUGUACCUAUUACAAUUCCAGUUAUAGGUCUGAAUGGAGUACCAACACAAUGUACUCAAGAACUAUGGUACGAAUUGGUUGUAAAGGAGAUUCCAGUUAUGGGUCCAAACAACGAACCAACUCAUUAUAGAUGUCAUUUUAUAUUAAAAGAAACUAAAGAAAAUGAAAAUAAUAUAAAUUAA